Molecule: messenger RNA, 475 nt
Organism: Marmota flaviventris (yellow-bellied marmot)
Lineage: Eukaryota; Metazoa; Chordata; Mammalia; Rodentia; Sciuridae
Product: lysozyme C-like
Biological process (GO): defense response to Gram-negative bacterium; defense response to Gram-positive bacterium
Molecular function (GO): lysozyme activity
Source: RefSeq, a predicted model, not a curated record
AGCUUAGUGGUCUGACUUUCCCAUCAACAUGAACGCUUUUCUGAUUCUGGGGCUUCUUCUCCUUUCUGUCAUAGUCCAGGGCAAGGUCUAUGAAAGGUGUGAGUUGGCCAGAACUCUAAAAAGACUUGGAAUGGAUGGCUACCUCGGAAUCAGCCUGGCAAACUGGGUGUGUCUGGCCCAAUGGGAGAGUAGUUACAACACCAGAGCUACAAACUACAACCCUGGAGACCAAAGUACUGACUAUGGGAUAUUCCAGAUCAAUAGCCACUACUGGUGUAAUGAUGGCAAAACCCCAAGAGCAGUUAAUGCCUGUGGUAUAUCCUGCAAUGCUCUGUUGCAAGAUGACAUCUCUCAAGCCGUGACUUGCGCAAAGAGGGUUGUCCGUGACCCACAAGGCAUUAGAGCAUGGGUGGCAUGGAGAAAUCAUUGUCAAAAUCGCAACCUCUCUCAGUACAUUCAGGGCUGUGGAGUGUAA